GGAGAGACUAGACAAAGCCCACUGCAGAAGAAGAAGCGACAGCAAGUUCGGCGGCUAGUUCGGCGGCUGUGCCGCCCACCGCCCACCAAUCCUUCCGUCCUCACACAUGCACACAUAUUGUCCAGCGACAACCGACUGCCUAUUAACAGAACCCCUCAUUUCAUUGAUUGCUCUCACACCGACUAACUGCCUGUCAUUGGAUGGAUGGAUACGCAUGUCUUUGUCAGGUGCACUUGGCCUCCUCCAGAGGUGGACUUGGGGCCCCCUUGACGUACUUGACGGACACCGAGUUGACGCAGUGCCUCUCGUUGGUGUCGGUGAAGCGCUCCCCUGUGAAAACGUGACCGAGGUGGCCGCCGCAGUUGGCACACAUGAUCUCGAUCCGUAUCAUGCCGAACGAGCUGUCCGUCUCAGUGUACACGCUCUCUGCAUCCAUCCACACACGACACACAUCCACACCGAAGCACGCUGAGUGGGCGUCAUUCAUUCCUUCCCGCAGCCCACCUACCUUUGUAGCAUUUGUCGAAUGCGGGCCAGCCGCACCCAGAGUCGAACUUGGCCUUGGCUGAGUAGAGGGGGUUGCCGCACGCCGCACAGGCAAAGUAGCCCUCAUCUGGGUAGAACCUGCAGGCACAGAGGCAACCGUGCGUAGGAGGGGCAUUGUGUGUUGUUUUGCAAGCGCAUGCCCACUUGUUGUAUUCGCCCGUCCCCGGCCGCUCUGUGCCCUUCUCGCGAAUGAUGUGGUACUGCUCAGCUGCAAUCACAAGACCAUGACGCAGAUCCCAUCCCGUCAGUCAGUCACCCUGCCGAUGCGUCCAUGUCAUGUCACUGGCCUUCCUCUCUCUGGCUGCCCUCCUUACUUACGUGUGAGUUCCUUCUUCCAUUCUCUGCAAAGGCCAGCCAACACACAUGGCAGUGCAGUGCAGUGCCUGCGUGUGUCACGGUGAGUAGUAGGUGUGUCUGUUGUUCGCUCACUCAGGAGGCUUGUUGAUCUCAAAGACAUGGCCGCCUUCGCCGAUCUUGGCGCCUCCGAACAGCCUGUGCAUGUGGGACAGUCGAUGCAGCCUGCUGCGGGAGAAUGGCGACAAGGCAGGGACGUUGUGCGGGGCAGCGAAUGAGGAAAUGCGCCUCAAUGAGAAGGAGACGACUGCGGGAAGAAGGAGUACUGACGAAGAUAAAAGAGCACUCAUACGCCACCUCAUGUGCUUCGUUUGCGUCGUGUUGUUGAGAGAAAGACAGACUCAGCGCCG
Vitrella brassicaformis is the source of this 1250-nucleotide messenger RNA. NCBI's taxonomy places the organism in Eukaryota, Vitrellaceae. The record is from the annotation of a GenBank genome assembly.